CUUCGGCAGCGCAGUACGAGAUCGAAUUCUGAUGCGCAAAGAUUGUCGAGAACAACGCAAAACAAAACGUCGAUAAAUGAACCCUCGAGUGCAGUAAAAUUCGUCCCGAAACUCAGAAAGAGAGAAUUUUAUCUUUAGUAACUGUCUGUUUGAAAUUGCAUUUGAAAAUUGUCCCGUGUCAUAGAGGUGAAAAUGCUAGCAGCUUCUCGUGCAGUGAUAACCAAUCUUCGGAUUGCGCAACCGAGGGUAGCUACGAUCCGGUCGAGGAAACAUUUCGGUGGAUCGUUCUGCAGCCGUCGUUGGUUCUCGAGAAAGGAACCGGUUUCCGCUAAAGUAGCUUCACCAGUAUGCCCACCUCCUCCACCGCCUGGUCAAAAAUCCAAUGCUCCAUACAUUUUUGGAGCGAUCGCUUUGACUGCUGGCGGUUUGGGACUGGCCUAUAAAUUAGGUCUGUUCGAUGGCAAGGAACUCCUAGUGGAAACGGCAGUACCAGCUCAACCAAAGAAGAAAGCAAAGUUACCAUUCCCAGCUUCCUCGAAAGACCUCCCGAAAGAGGUCCCAUAUUUGCUGAUCGGCGGUGGAACAGCAGGUUUUGCCGCAUUCCGCGCCAUCAAAGGCCAUGACGCAAAGGCGAAGGUCUUGGUCAUUACCAACGAAACAGAAAUGCCCUACAUGCGACCACCCUUGUCGAAAGAGCUUUGGUUCAAUCCGGAGGAUAAGGCUCAAAUGGAACCGCUAAAAUUUCGACAAUGGAAUGGAGUGGAGCGUAGCAUCUACUACGAGCCGGAUGACUUUUACAUUGACCCGACAAAGCUGUUGGAUUCGCCAAAUGGUGGAGUUGCCAUAGCUAGGGGCUAUGAGGUGCAACGGAUAGACGUGGUGAAUAGGAAAGCGAUCCUUACGGAUGGCACCGAAAUUAAGUAUGGAGAAUGCCUACUGGCCACAGGAGCUAGGCCGAAGAACUUGUCAAUUUUUGAAGCCGCUCCGUUGGCGGUGAAGGAACGCAUUACGAUGUUCAAAGCGGUAAGUGACUUCGAAGAGCUUGGAGAGAAACUGAGCGAAGGAAGUAAAGUGGCCAUCAUUGGGGGUGGAUUCUUGGGAAGUGAACUAUCCUGUGCGUUGGCGAAAUGCAGUGAGAUUCGCGAUAAGAAGCUGGAGGUGUACCAGCUGUUCCACGAAGAAGGUAACAUGGGCAAAAUCCUGCCGGAAUACUUAAGCCAGUGGACAACGGACCGUGUUAGAGAGGAAGGGGUUAAGGUUUGGCCAAAAACCCAGAUCAAAUCAGCGGAGGUACAGGACAGGAAACUUAAGCUAACGCUGACUGACGACAGCUGCCUGGUGGUGGAUCAUGCGAUAGUAGCUGUGGGCUCGGAACCGAAUACGGAUUUGGCCAAGACGUCCGAUUUGGAGACGGAUCCCUCGCUGGGUGGGUUCGUAGUGGAUGCUGAACUUAGGGCACGGUCGCAUUUGUACGUGGCUGGGGACGCCGCUUGCUUUUACGAUCCCAAAUUGGGAAGGCGACGAGUGGAACAUCACGAUCAUGCCGUGGUUUCCGGACGCCUUGCUGGGGAAAACAUGGCUGGAAUGAAUAAGCCAUACACGCAUCAGAGUAUGUUCUGGUCGGAUCUGGGACCAAAGAUAGGAUAUGAAGCGAUCGGAAUCAUCGAUUCCACCUUGCCGACGGUAGCCGUGUUCGCUAAGGUCAGCCCAGUACAAACCAUUCCGGAUACAGGUGAAAAACUGCAAGCCGCUAAUGCUGCCGUGAAGCCAGCUUCCUCCGGAGAGUCAACUACGUCGGUACUGGACCGGACGAGCAUAACAAAGAAAGCGGAGCAAAAACCGACGGACGAGGAAAAGGACGACUUCAACAAGGGUGUCAUAUUCUAUCUGAAGGAUGAAAAGGUAGUUGGUGUCCUGCUGUGGAACGUGUUCAAUCGGAUCGGAACAGCGAGACGGAUCGUGGCUCAACACACACGAUAUGACGAUUUGAACGAAGUGGCAAAACUGUUCAACUUACACGAACGACCGGAAGAACCGGAAGAGGAAACGGAAGCAGCACAGUGAAUAGAGGGUUGAUUUCACGAGGAUGCUAAAUUUCCAGUUAUAAAAAUCUUCUGUGAAACGUUUUCGUUUUUGCAUUUUUUUUUCUCUUUUGUAUAGAAUGUUCGUACAUUGUGACGGUUGAAUAAAUUAUCAGUACAGUA
This is a messenger RNA of Ochlerotatus camptorhynchus, 2204 nucleotides long. RefSeq names its product Apoptosis inducing factor (gene AIF). Gene Ontology annotation, molecular function: FAD binding; NAD(P)H oxidase H2O2-forming activity; protein dimerization activity. The record is from RefSeq and is a predicted model, not a curated record. The transcript has 4 exons. Gene Ontology annotation, biological process: mitochondrial respiratory chain complex assembly; apoptotic process. Gene Ontology annotation, cellular component: mitochondrion; cytoplasm. Bases 193 to 2064 code for a protein of 623 amino acids. NCBI's taxonomy places the organism in Eukaryota, Metazoa, Arthropoda, Insecta, Diptera, Culicidae.